AUGGCUUUUCGCCAGCUGCACGGCGCAGCUAAACUACAGGAAGUCACCCAGUUACUGGGCUCCCUCGAGAAGGACUUGCAGGAGAAGCAGUUGACAUCCUCGCAAAAGAUCCAGACUCUUCUCCAGCUCCGCCAACAUGGUACUAGCCCCCUCAAUGCCGACCCGAUAUAUUCCAGCAAGGGUAUUGGCAUUCUACUACAAUAUGGGCUGCAAGAAGAGACGGCUGAUGUGUGUCGUGCUGCCCUGAGAUGUGUCGCAAAUGCUCUACUGCUCGAUGCGAACAUGCGCCAAGUCUUUGUGGACACAGGCUACGGGGGCAAGUUGGCUGAAAGGCUCAAGGUUGAUAACUCGGAAGAUGAAAUGAUUGCUAGUAGAAUUCUCUUCCUGUCAACUUAUAACACCACCAUGGACUUUGAUGAGUUGAUCAAGAACCAUUCCCUCGGGGAGAACGUUAAUUAUCAACUUACUCGGCACGCAAAACAAUUCCCUAAAUCCGGACGAGAGCCGCUGUCACAAAUGGAUGAGUUGGCUCUCACUGAUACCCUCAAACUGAUUUUCAACAUAUCAAAGCUUUAUGACCUUGGGGCUGCUUUUUCGCCUUCCAUCCCUUGUAUCCUCAAGAUCAUUAGUCGCAUUGACAUUUCGUCAAAGCCGCUGGAAGGCUUAACCAGCCAGCUCAUCAAUUCACUCUCCGUGCUUGACCUGGAGGAGAAAAAGGGCAAGGUCUUCGAGAAAAGCCCAUUCUUCCCUACGUUUGAUCCGAAAUGCAAUGUGGACAAAUUGAUCGGCAUUCUUGACCAGGCGGUUACUGCAUACCGUCACGAGGAGCUUGAGGAGAAAGCUGUCCCAUUAUUGCAUACUUUAAUCAUCGCUCAUGAGCUUGCCCCUGAUGAACAGCGCAAGUACAUGCAAUCGCGACUGCUGCCAGAGGACAGCGAUCGCAGCGAGCCCAUCGGGCGCUCCGAUACUCUUGCAUCCCGACUCUUGAAACUCUCAACAGGCCCAUAUCCAAACCUCAAGACCGGAAUUUCCGAACUGAUGUUUGUCCUUGCCGGGAGGGAUGCCGAGAACCUCACCCGCAAGAUUGGGUAUGGAUUUGCAGCGGGAUUUUUGGCAUCCCGAGGGAUGGAGAUCCCACAGAGUGCCAGUGAGGCUUUUGCAGAUGACUCCAACGGUCUCGAUGCUGGUGUCAACCCUAUCACUGGACAGCGAUGGACUGCGGAGCCGAAAGACUCAGCCCCGCCUAUGACCAUGGAAGAGAAGGAAAGGGAAGCAGAAAGACUCUUCGUACUCUUUGAAAGAGCCAAGGCGAACGGUCUUCUAACAGUGGAGAAUCCAGUGACCCAGGCCUUCCAUGAAGGAAGGUUCGAAGAAUUGCCAGACGACGCUGACAGCGAUUGA
Molecule: messenger RNA, 1401 nt
Organism: Penicillium longicatenatum
Lineage: Eukaryota; Fungi; Ascomycota; Eurotiomycetes; Eurotiales; Aspergillaceae
Product: synembryn
Exons: 6
Coding region: 1-1401 (466 amino acids)
Biological process (GO): G protein-coupled receptor signaling pathway
Cellular component (GO): cytoplasm
Molecular function (GO): guanyl-nucleotide exchange factor activity; G-protein alpha-subunit binding
Source: RefSeq, a predicted model, not a curated record